GAGAAGAGACUAGUAGCCUCAGUGUGGUAAAAAACCAGACGGUAAAUAAAUAAAAAGUUACAUUCCAUUAUAUCAUUACCUACUUAAUGUGGGUUUGUCUGUUAUUUUAUUAAUAUAUGUGGUGCCAUUUAAUUAAUUAAUCCUGUCUGAUGCAGAUGUGUUUUGUAAAAAAUACUUAACAACAGCGUUUCGGCUAAAGUUAAUAUCAACAAAUUGGAAAUUUUAUGAGUUACUUAAAUUCCCUUCAGAAAAGUGGUGAUGAAAGUGAAUCAAUUUAUUAAAUAAAUUAUAAUCACUAAUAUAUUAAAAUGAUAGAUGUUAAAACGAAGAUUUGUUCGUUCUUCAUAUUUAAUUCUAAUUAUGGGCCUAAGGAAGGCGAAGAAUUAAAAAAGAUAUUAUACUACCACCCGAGCCAAACUGCAAGUGAUGCUCGUAAGAAUCAGGUUGGAUUGUGCGAAGCAGUGGUGAAAUUUAUGUCUACAUUUUCAUCAGAGCCCUGUGAAGCACUCCAAACCCAAACAAAACGUUACAUCUUCUACCAACCUGAAAAGGGCUAUUGGAUGGUUUUGGUGGUGAGAAUACCUUAUACCACUAAAGCUUUGUCAGCUAUUGGGGAGACACAAGGAGAAGUGGUAGAUCCAUCGAUAAUGAACAAUAUACUUGUGUCAUCAUACAAGAUGUUCCAAAUGUUUAUGGGACUAUUCAAAGACAUUUCUAUUGAAGAAAUAUAUACCACUUGUGAAGAAUUCUUUACACCGUACAUUCUAUCAACAAAUCUCAAGAAUGAUAUGUCAGAUGUUAUACAAGGAAUUCAAUAUUUACCAUUAGACAAGAAUUCAUUCUUCAGAGUAGUGUGUUUUAUUGAUUUACUAGAAGUUAAUUAUCCUGACUUUAAAUGCAUCUCUUUUGUCUACAACGACCAGCUUAUAUGGAAUGCCCUCUCAAAUGAAGACAUGCUCACAUUGUACAAGUAUUUAGUUCAAACUUUGCUCCCAAAACAAGUAGAAAAGGAAAUACACGGAGACGCAGUGACUGCCGCCCAAAAACACGGCAGAUUCAUCAGUCCAGCUGAAGGAAUUCGCAAUAAAGAAGACCUCAAUAAACUGGUCAAAGUCUUCCUGAUGCGGGAAGAGGACACAGAGACUAGGCAGUAUUACUUGGUGGUUUAUAGAACUCUGAGCGCUACCAUUUCUUUUAGUAUUGAUGUAAACACGACCCUGGAUAUUGAGACAUUCCGGUCUCUGGACGCGUUCAUGGGUCCGCAGCUGUACAGCAUAGCUUCGUCGAUAAGUGAGACAUGCACACUUCAUGCAUUACAGACGGCCCAUCUUGCAAGCGACCACAAAUUCGUCUACUUCAAUAGGCUCAAUUUAGCGUUCAAAACGUCUCCGCCCACAAACAAAUUAGUUCCAUCGGCGGCGGUCAAACCAGAGGUAUUGAGUACGAUAGCAGGCAUACAUUGUGACAGGAAAAGUCUAGGCAAAUAUGGAGAAAUCAUAAUUAAAAUACCUGAUGAAUAUUGGGUCACGGGGAAAAUAUCAAAUGAGAGAGAGUUUUACGUAGUUAUUCAAGAAAAGAAUGCGACUCUAAAGGAAAUAUCUGAUGAAGUCAAACGAAUAUGUGAAUCGCAAAUGAAAGGUGUUUUCUUUUACCCUAUUUGAAAAUGUUAUUGCUGUUGAUUGUGAUCAAGACUGUAUGUAUUCAAAUAAUUGCCAAUCUCUUGAACUUCUUAAUAAUUUAAAACCUUUUCGACUGUCGAAUUGGUACUAUUUGAUAGUGUUUGAAUUCAUAAACAAUUAUACAAAGCUACAUACCCUAUUGUUAAUACUAUAAAGGCAGGCCUUUUUUUGUGUCAAAU
Amyelois transitella is the source of this 1858-nucleotide messenger RNA. RefSeq names its product vacuolar fusion protein CCZ1 homolog (gene Ccz1). The transcript has 11 exons. Bases 309 to 1661 code for a protein of 450 amino acids. NCBI's taxonomy places the organism in Eukaryota, Metazoa, Arthropoda, Insecta, Lepidoptera, Pyralidae. Gene Ontology annotation, biological process: vesicle-mediated transport. The record is from RefSeq and is a predicted model, not a curated record. Gene Ontology annotation, cellular component: Mon1-Ccz1 complex; intracellular membrane-bounded organelle.